CCUGGCCUGUGUGUUGAUCACUGAGUCAUCAUCCUUCUCAGCUCCUACAUUUUCAGGAAAGCUUCAUUCUGUUAUCCAUUCCAGGGUCGAGUCAAAUCGGAUCAACAGCACCCCUCCGUAAACCUCCUUGAACUAGUGGUGAAGAACCAGCACGAUGAGGAGUGGAGUGGGUCUGUGUAUGAUGGUCUUGCUGGGCUUCGUUUUUAGCCAGGAUGCCCAACCAGGAGUUCACAUCUUUUGCGAUGACCCGUCUGUUGAGACGGCGGUGACAAGUGCGUUACACUUUUUCAACGACAAGUUGAGCACGACCUACAAGCUGGCCCUCUUUCAGAUAUUGAAAGCCACCAAGUCAGAGAACGGCUCCGAGUCUUUCUACUCACUGCAGUUUUCCAGCAGGAUAAGUGACUGUCUGGUCGGAAGUCCCAAACCCUGGACAGACUGCAAUUAUCACCCUCAUGGGCGUAAAGUGCCGAUCUCAUGUAUUGCCACGGUUAUCGUAAAAGACGCCGUAACAGACACUAAACAUGUGGACUGUCCAUUUGAUGACCAUAUUGUGCCCGAAAGAGCUUCCUGUCUGGGCUGUCCGAUGGUGAUUGAUGAAAACUCAGAGGACCUUAAAGUUCCUCUAUCAGUCUCCAUCUCAAAGUACAACUCGAUCUCAAACUCGACACACCUGUUUAAUCUUAACAAUAUUGGACACGCAACAAGACAGGUGGUGGCUGGGUUCCGGUUCAAAUUGAGAUUUGACAUGAGGAAGACCAUCUGUGCCAAGGCUGAACACGCCGAACUCAGUGACCUGUGUGUGCACAAUGAUGAAGAAAUGGAGUUCAUUAGCUGUAAUUCCACAGUGGAUGUAGCACCGUGGAGACUUGUGCCUCCUCAGGCCAACAUCGAGUGUGAAGAUGGUCCUCUGCCUCCUCAGGUGUUUGGACACGCGCCAGUUCCAAGACGACUGCCUCCCGGCUGGACUCCCUUCAGGGCUGAGAUUCAUCCAGCCAGCUCAUUGUUAUUAAAAGGCAAAGAGGAGUCAUCCGAAGAGGACACGACAGCCACACCUCCCAUUACUGCGAAUGACAGCCCCUUCCAUUGUCCGUCCAAGCCCUGGAAGAAAUUCCACCCUGCCCAUCCUGUUGCUUCCACACUGGAUGGCAUUCCACCAGCCCCCACAAACAGGCCUCUCCGUGAUGAAGACCUUCUGGCAUGAACGCUUCAUCCAGAAAACACAGAUCAUGCUUUGUAAUCUAAUUCAUCUGCUCAUAUUGGACGGGUUUGAAGAAAUAUCCUAGUGUCGCAAAGAUGUUAAAACAAACUAAAACCAAAAAACAAUUGGACAUUUUUAAGUUUAUGUCACUCUAUUGAAUAUGAUAAAAAAUUGUAUUUAAUAAAUCUGAACACAAGUUAGAA
This is a messenger RNA of Corythoichthys intestinalis (scribbled pipefish), 1404 nucleotides long. It is a transcript of the gene kng1, whose product is annotated as kininogen 1. Bases 155 to 1204 code for a protein of 349 amino acids. Gene Ontology annotation, molecular function: cysteine-type endopeptidase inhibitor activity. The record is from RefSeq and is a predicted model, not a curated record. NCBI's taxonomy places the organism in Eukaryota, Metazoa, Chordata, Actinopteri, Syngnathiformes, Syngnathidae. Gene Ontology annotation, cellular component: blood microparticle; extracellular region. The transcript is spliced from 9 exons. Gene Ontology annotation, biological process: negative regulation of endopeptidase activity; negative regulation of blood coagulation; positive regulation of cytosolic calcium ion concentration.